This is a messenger RNA of Aphanomyces astaci, 2817 nucleotides long. RefSeq lists its product as hypothetical. NCBI's taxonomy places the organism in Eukaryota, Oomycota, Saprolegniomycetes, Saprolegniales, Verrucalvaceae. The coding region runs from base 18 to 2771 and encodes 917 amino acids. Gene Ontology annotation, biological process: glutathione catabolic process; proteolysis. The transcript is spliced from 6 exons. The record is from RefSeq and is a predicted model, not a curated record. Gene Ontology annotation, molecular function: peptidase activity; protein binding.
GAAACAUCCCCGAUCCAAUGCACCACCACGAACAUGCAAGUUCAACAUCAGCGGACAGCACAAGUACUUCCGACGCUGCUGCCGCUGCCAUGAAACGACGACCAAGCCGAAGGCACUCGACGACCCGACUCAUGCCCACCGACGCGGAAGAGAGAGACCACACACAUCAAGUGCUCAUGUACGAUACGCCGUCGUCCAAGGAUGCCAAGGCCGCCAAGGGCAUCCCAGCCGUGCACUCGUCGCAAGGGCUGCUGGACACGAACAACUCGUUCAUGACGUUCCGCCACAAAGCGUCCAUCUCGGCGCUUGCCCUGCUUCGAAACCCUCAACGACUGUGCGCAGGCACCCAAGACAACUUGAUUGUGAUCUGGGAACUCGACGAAUUCUCCCCCGCGUACUCACUAGAAGGCCACACGCGCUCCAUUAUCGCGCUCGAAGUCGUACCUGACACCCACACACUCAUCUCGAGCUCGGCCGACCAAAGUCUCCGCGUCUGGGACGGCAAGCAUGACUUCCAAUGCGUCCAGGUGAUCAACGGGUUCAACGGGCACAUCCUCAGCCUCACGGCCACAAACGACACGCUCUUCAUGGCGUGCCAAGACACGCACGUGAAGAUGGCGUCCAUCUCAUCUUCCUCCGCGGCGGCGCACGUGCUAGCGCCCCUCGAGAAAUGGACGCUCGUGUCCAACCACCAUGGCUACGUGUACGGCAUCCACUUGUACUCGGACAAGUCGAAUCGGAACCUGUUGUUCAGUUGCUCUAGCGAUUCCACCAUUGGGUGCUGGGAGUUGCCUGCGAUGACGUUUAUCACAUCGCUGCAUGGGCACCGCGGCAGCGUGCUAGACAUUGUAUCGGUGGGCCACAGUCUGUUUUCAGCAUCUCAAGACAAGACGAUCGGUUGCUGGGACAUCGACAGCAUGCGAUGCAACGGCAUCCUCAAGGGGCACACGGCGGCGGUGCUGAGCAUUUGUUCGCUCAAGGACAAGAACCGCAUCUGCUCGGGGUCGGCCGACGACACUGUGCGCAUCUGGAACACGCAGUCCCUAGCAUGUGUCCACACAUUGAACGGCCAUCACGGCGGCGUCAGCGGCAUAUUGAGCACAGACAUGUUUGUCUUUAGCGCGUCCGAAGACAGCACCGUGCGCGUAUGGGAUAUGGACUUUAUCACCAACAUGACCAGCACCAGCUCGACGUCGUCGUCGUCGGGGCGCUUGGCUGGUGGUCAUCACGACGACGGUAGCACCAGCAAUCACAAGUUCAAAAUGGAUGCGACGCUGCUGGCCACGUCCAACAAGCAAACGUCCGACGCGUCCCUGAUCCAUCUCCUGCGCAAGUUUGUCGCGAUUCAAACCGUGAGCGUCGACCCGACCAUGAUUGACGAGUGCUGGCUCGGCGCCAAGUUUCUCAAGAACUUGCUGCGACAAUUGGGCGCCGAGUGCCGAGUGGUGCACUGUGGCCCAGGAAUCAACCCGAUUGUCAUUGGCAAACUCAUCCACGACCCUACCAAGCCCACCGUGUUGAUCUGUGGCCACUACGACGUGCAACCGGCGGCGUUGGAAGACGGAUGGGAUACGAAUCCAUUCCUCCUCACCGGCCAAAACGGGUACUUGUACGGCCGCGGGACGACCGACGACAAGGGACCGAUCAUUGCGACACUGUUUGCGAUCCGCGAGCUGCUGUCGUCGGCCGACGGGGUGGCGUCGGUGCCCAACUUUAUGUUCUUGUAUCAAGGGGAAGGCGAAAACCAGGCGCAGGGGUUCAAGGAGGCCGUGGAGGACCACCUGAGUUACUUUUCCCCCGUGGAUUUGAUCUUCAUCUCCAACAAUUAUUGGCUCGGCGACCACACCCCGUGCCUUACGUACGGCAUGCGUGGAUGCUUGGAGAUCGAAAUCCAAGUCGACGGACCCGCCGUGGACGUGCACGCCGGCGUCGACGGCGGCGCCAUCCGCCAGCCCAUGCUUGAUAUUGUGGCGCUGCUCAAUGGCAUCCUGGACCCGCGUACCGGCCGGUUCACAGACGCGGGGUUCUACGACGAUGUCCGGCGGGUCACCCCCGAAGAGCUCGCCUUGUUUCACCACACUCUGUCGGAUUUCGACGUGGAUACUUACCGGCAGACACUUGGGGUACGCGACCUCUUGCCGCCGUUCCUGGCGACCGCGACCGCCAACCCGUCCGUGAAUGUGCUCAUGAACCGAUGGCGGUUUCCGUCGGCGUCCGUGUCGGCGAUCAAGGGCAGCAUCGACAACAGCAGCAUCAUCCCGCGGGCGGCUUGCACGGAGCUGACGCUGCGCACCGUGCCGGACCAGAGUCCCGAGGAAAUGGAGGCGCUGGUGUUGGCCCAUAUCCGGGCGCAGUUUGGCUUGCUCGGAUCAAGCAACACGCUCAGUUUGCACGUCAAGGCGAAUGUGCCGUGGUGGCUUGGCGACCUCGACAGCAGCUACUACAAGGCGGCGGAGCGAGCGUUGGAAAAGCACUGGAAGAAGAAGCCCAUGAUGGUGCGGGAAGGCGGGUCGUCCCAGAUCACCAUGUUCCUAAAGACAACUCUGCAGGCGCCCGUGAUGCAUUUCCCCAUGGGACAGGCGUCGGACCGCGCACAUCUUCAGAACGAGCGCAUCCGACUGCGCAACCUCCGCACGGGCAAGGACGCGCUGGUCGACUUUUUUGCAGCCAUUGCCACAGAUGCCGCGAUUGCCAACCCGUCGUCGAGUGGUAGUGCUAGUAGUAGCCCCGUCGUCGACAUUGGAGGAGGUGGUUUGUACCCCUCUCUGUGAUAACGUUCAACAUGUAUGUAUACAUACAUACACACAUCCCUCGACG